Molecule: messenger RNA, 2808 nt
Organism: Suricata suricatta (meerkat)
Lineage: Eukaryota; Metazoa; Chordata; Mammalia; Carnivora; Herpestidae
Gene: BRD3
Product: bromodomain containing 3
Exons: 12
Coding region: 420-2690 (756 amino acids)
Biological process (GO): chromatin remodeling; regulation of DNA-templated transcription
Cellular component (GO): chromatin; nucleus
Source: RefSeq, a predicted model, not a curated record
GAGGUGUGCGGUUCCGCCAGUGACCUGCCUGCGUGGCCCGGCGCCGUGGGGUCGAUGCCGUAGCGCUCUCUACGUGCGACUCAUUCCCCAAAGUAGCCUCGGCCAAGGGCAGCCAGAGUCGGCCCCCAGCAGGCAAGCAGGUGGUGGGCAGCGUGCCAGGAGUGGCCACGUCCGGGGGCCCCCGCCUCCCACUGCCGGCCGUGUGCCCGGACAGCCACCUUCCCGCCCCUGCGUUGCCCGCCUGCCCAGGUGGCCUGUGCUGACGUCCCCGCCCUGCCGCCGCCUGAGAGCAGCGGCCUGGUGGCAGGUGCUGCCCGGGUGGGCCCGGAAAUGGGAUGUCAGGCGGCCGAAAGGAGCACAGUGGAAGCCUGGGCGUCCCCGAGCCGCUGCUGUGACGGCCAGUGAGCGAGCAGCGGAGGAUGUCCGCCACCACGACGGUCGCCCCCACGGGGAUCCCAGCGGCUCCGGGCCCUGUGAACCCGCCCCCGCCGGAGGUCUCCAACCCCACCAAGCCGGGCCGCAAGACCAACCAGCUGCAGUACAUGCAGAACGUGGUGGUGAAGACGCUCUGGAAGCACCAGUUUGCCUGGCCCUUCUACCAGCCCGUGGACGCGGUCAAGCUGAACCUGCCCGAUUAUCAUAAGAUAAUAAAGAACCCAAUGGACAUGGGGACAAUCAAGAAGAGGCUGGAAAACAGUUAUUACUGGAGCGCGAGCGAGUGUAUGCAGGAUUUCAACACCAUGUUCACAAACUGUUACAUUUAUAACAAGCCCACAGAUGACAUAGUGCUAAUGGCCCAAGCCUUAGAGAAAAUUUUUCUACAGAAAGUGGCCCAGAUGCCCCAAGAGGAAGUUGAAUUAUUACCCCCUGCUCCGAAGGGCAAAGGCCGGAAGCCGGCCGGCGGAACCCAGAGUGCAGGUACGCAGCAAGUGGCGGCCGUGUCCUCUGUGUCCCCAGCGGCCCCCUUUCAGAGCGUCCCCCCCACCGUCUCCCAGACGCCUGUCAUUGCUGCCACCCCUGUGCCAACCAUCACCGCGAACAUCACGUCGGUCCCUGUCCCCCCGGCCGCUGCCCCCCCUCCUCCCUCGACGGCCAUCGUCCCUGUGGUCCCUCCCACUCCACCUGUCGUCAAGAAAAAGGGCGUGAAGCGGAAAGCGGACACCACGACGCCCACGACGUCGGCCAUCACCGCGAGCCGGAGCGAGUCGCCCCCGCCGCUGUCGGACCCCAAGCAGGCCAAGGUGGUGGCGCGGCGGGAGAGUGGGGGCCGCCCCAUCAAGCCGCCCAGGAAGGACCUGGAGGACGGCGAGGUGCCCCAGCACGCGGGCAAGAAGGGCAGGCUGUCGGAGCACCUGCGGCACUGCGACAGCAUCCUCAAGGAGAUGCUGUCCAAGAAGCACGCGGCCUACGCCUGGCCCUUCUACAAGCCCGUGGACGCCGAGGCCCUGGAGCUGCACGACUACCACGACAUCAUCAAGCACCCGAUGGACCUCAGCACCGUCAAGAAGAAGAUGGACAGUCGCGAGUACCCGGACGCCCAGGGCUUCGCAGCUGACAUCCGGUUAAUGUUCUCCAAUUGUUACAAAUACAACCCCCCGGACCACGAGGUGGUGGCCAUGGCCAGGAAGCUGCAGGACGUGUUUGAGAUGCGGUUCGCCAAGAUGCCGGACGAGCCCGCGGAGGCGCCCGCGCUGCCCGCGCCCGCGGCCCCCGUGCUGAGCAAGGGCGCCGAGAGCAGCCGCAGCAGCGAGGAGAGCUCGUCGGACUCGGGCAGCUCGGACUCGCUGACCGGGCUACCCAGCGUUGAGGCAGCGCCCGAGGCAGCGCCCAGGGCACCCCGGAGCCCCCCGCCGCCACCUGCAGCCCCCUCGGGCCCGCCCCCGGGCAGCCCUGCUCAGCCCCCUGCUGUUUUCCAGCUGAAGGCUGUGCACGAGCAGCUGGCCGCCCUGUCGCAGGCCCCAGUGAACAAGCCAAAGAGGAAGAAGGAGAAGAAGGAGAAGGAGAAGAAGAAGAAGGACAAGGACAAGGACAAGGAGAGGCACAAGGCAAAGUCCGAGGACGACAAGAAGGCCAAGGGGGCCCCGCCAGCCAAGCAGGCCCCGCCGAAGAAGCCUCCCGCCAAGAAGGCCAGCAGCGCGGCCGCGGCCAGCAGGCAGCCGAAGAAGGGCGGCAAGCAGGCCUCGGCCUCCUACGACUCGGAGGAGGAGGAGGAGGGCCUGCCCAUGAGCUAUGACGAGAAGCGCCAGCUCAGCCUGGACAUCAACCGGCUGCCCGGGGAGAAGCUGGGCCGCGUGGUGCACAUCAUCCAGUCCCGGGAGCCCUCGCUCAGGGACUCCAACCCCGACGAGAUCGAGAUCGACUUCGAGACCCUGAAGCCCACCACGCUGCGGGAGCUGGAGAGAUACGUCAAGUCUUGUUUACAGAAAAAGCAGAGGAAGCCAUUCUCCACAAGUGGGAAGAAGCAGGCGGCCAAAUCAAAGGAGGAGUUAGCUCAGGAAAAGAAGAAGGAGCUAGAGCGGCGACUGCAGGACGUCAGUGGACAGCUGAGCAACAACAAGAAGCCUGCCAAGAAAGAGAAAGCGGGCUCGGCGCCCUCGGGAGGCCCGUCCCGGCUCAGCAGCAGCAGCUCGUCCGCCUCCGGGAGCAGCAGUUCCAGCGGCUCCAGCUCCGACAGCAGCGACUCGGAAUGAGCUCCGGACAGAGGACGCCCGAACCCGCGACGCCGCGCACGCCCCGCCUCGCCUCUGCAGUGCUCCCUCUCUGGUUAAUAUACUACUCCCGCUCCACGGUGUGCGGGCUUGCUUCUCA